AACUUGAGGGUUAGAAAAGAAAACGGGUAUAAAAGAUCACUAUCGAUGCUAUCUUUCCAUAGGUCUUUCAUUCUGCGCUAGAAUAUCAUUCACGAAACGCUUUCCCGUUGUUUUUUUCAAGUUAGGUAAGCGGUCUCAUGUAAUAUUGCACAGUUGUGAAACGGUCACAGGGAAAUAUGGAGUGUAGGCGUAAUGUAUAAAAACAUCAGUAACAGUUUGUGUUGAAGUUUGAAAGAUAAAUGGACAGCCUGAGAUUGGUAACCACUUGAUCGCUUUUGCUAGUGAUGGAUACUUGAGAAAUUGAAUCCGCAUUUAAACAUUUGUCGGGAAACUGUGACGUUCGCUUUUAAAUCGUGCGAAUACACAAUAAAACAAUAAAUAUAAAAUCGCGGAUAGAUAAAACACUAAACUGUGUUUACAUGGGAUUUUUGCGAAGAUAUAAUAUGGAAAAUUAAAUUUUAAACGAGUGUUAAAUUGCCUGAAACAAAGGUGAAUUUGUCAAAUGUGUUUGAUAAACCGUAAGAGUGACAAUACAUCAAAUUUGUAGUGGGGGUAUUUACUCAUCUCUUUUAUAGGCUCACUGGCGUGUUUUUAUUGCGACUUAGUCACUGGGACGGACUCUUACUAAGUCGAUGUUAGCUUUAUUGGACCUCGUGGGCAGGUUUUAUCGAACACUGGCGCGUACCCAGCGGUAUACACAGGAGGGUAUCCGAAUGGACUCUUUUGUUACUCUCAAGUGUUUAAGUGUCAGUGAUGACAGACAUUGCUUGUCAAAGAGGGAAAAUUAAUUUAUGGCUAAGUUUAAUAUUCUAUGAUAUUUGCUUUUGAACAUAAUGGACUUACGAGGAAUUAAAAAUCUCUUUUAGCUGAUUUUGGAUUAUACGGAAAAAAGUGCAAGAUUCGUUUUAAUACAUGUAAACCAAUUUAUGUUUUGUGCAAUUACCAUUACAUCUAUUUAUUUGAAAAAUUGGAAAACAUAAAAUUAAAAAAUAUUCCGGUGAAAACUGGAAAAAAAACUUAUUGUUAGAUGAUUUCUUUUCGGUAUUUUCAGUUGAACCCAGUGUAGCGAUAGUCAAUUCAGAAUGAAAAUGAAACGAAAUAACACAAUAUUAGCAUCGGAAACGGACAGAAACGUGCGAGUGGAAUUAAACGUGAACAUAAGAUACGUCGAAAACGAUACUGUUGAUGGUGACAUCAUAACGGCAAAUACGUUAAAUAUUCAUAUAAAUCGGAAUAAAGUCUGCAACGUAAAUAUGACAGAAUCUCAGGAAUGGAGUCAAGGCUCUAGAGACACGUGUUGUUGCGGGACAGUGCAGGAAUUUAGUUACGUUACGUCAACGAAUACAUGUGUGAAACGUGCAAUUAACGUUCACAAGUCGCGUGGACAUUUGAAUCAUACUAAAUGGUCAGCGGUUUGCAUUGGAUCAAGUUGGACGCGAUUGUUGCACUUUUACGGAUGUUUGAUUAUAGUAUUUGGCGCCAUACAAUCAGUUUGUUGCCUGGAGAGCAACAACAUCUUGCAACUCAACAUUCCCACUGAGGAGCCGGUGAUAGACGCGAACACCAUCUGCAAGACGUUUCCGGAGCUGUCGCGGAGGCAGUAUCGCCUGUGCGCCAAGUACCCGGAUGUGGUGGCCUCGGCGAUCCAGGGGGUCCAGAUCGCAAUCCACGAGUGCCAACACCAGAUGAAGGAGCACCGUUGGAACUGCUCCAGCCUCGAGAAGAAGAACAAGAAUCCUCACACGAGUCCCAUGCUACAGAAAGGCUACAAAGAAUCAGCGUUCGCCUACGCGCUUGCCUCCGCGGGGGUGACGCAUCAAGUCUCGAAGGCGUGCAGCAUGGGCAAGCUGAAGUCCUGCGGCUGCGACAUGAGCAACCACGGCGAGGUCAAGGGCAGCUUCGAGUGGGGAGGCUGCUCUCACAAUGUGGAGUUCGGGGACCGCUUUGCGAAGAAGUUCACGUUGGCCCGCGAGAAGGCGCGGGAUAUUCACGGCCGGAUCAAUCACCAUAACAACCGGGCUGGCAGAAUGGUGGUAACGAAGAACGUACAGAAGCAGUGCAAGUGUCACGGCAUGUCGGGAAGCUGCGAGAUUAAGACCUGCUGGAAAGUGUCGCCAGAGUUCCGAGUAGUGGGCGAUAUCCUCAAGGAGAAGUACGAUAAAGCAGCGAAGGUCGAUAUCAGUAACGAAACAGACAAGAAGUCCAGGCGUAACCUGGUUAAGAGACAACGAAGGAGCGAGCUGGUAUAUUACGAAAACUCACCAAACUAUUGUGACCCGAACCCGCUGGUGGACUCGCCGGGAACCACCGGGAGGUACUGCAAUAAAACCACAGAGGGAGCCGGGAACUGUGACACCCUAUGCUGCGGGAGGGGCUACAAUACACUGAAAGUGCGACGGACUGAGCGCUGCAAUUGCAAGUUCCAUUGGUGUUGUUACGUCGUCUGUCAGACGUGUGUGUACAACGAAUGGGUGACAGUCUGCAAGUGAACUGGCUGGGGUAGAAACGAUGUUGUUUUUAUCAUGACCAGUGUCCUUAUUGACGUGAAGCCGGCAUGGGUCGAGUUAAAAUUUUUAAUUCUUUGCUGUUAAAAGAUGCAACAUAUAUUUGUACCCGUUCAAACAUGGACAGUAUUUCUGCAAUAUUGUUUGAAAUUAUUUGAGCAUUUGAAGUUGAUAUAGACCUGAUCAAAUACGGGAAUACGUACUUACAUCUGUAUUCGUCGGGAAGACGUGUCACCCAUGAUGGAACGUGGUCCAUCAGGAAUGGGUCGAUUAUUUCGCUUUCACAGCGAACUCUGUGCAUAUGUGCAGGUUUUUGUAUCACAGGAUACAAAUCAGUAAACGUGAUUUAUGAUGUUUAUUAUUUAGCCCGUUACAAAAGACAGUAAUACAUACUAAUUUAAAUACGUGUCAAAAAUCGUGUAUGCAGUUUUACAAACGCUGACUUAUCUUUGAUUUCGUGGGAAUAUUGUCCUUACAAUAACUUGAAAGUGUAUCAGUAAAAAACGAUUAAACGCUAGAUGAGCUGUCCUAGAAUAAUGCUUAUUUGAACAUUUGUAUAAAAUAACAAACCGCGGCAACUUUUUAAGAGCGAAAUACUAAGUUAUUGCAUUGGAAUUUUCCAUAUGUGGUGUUUUAUAUUUAUAUUUAUACUCUUUUUCUACAUGUUUGCUUCUUUCAUCUUACCUUGUUAAUAUGUACAAAGUGUUCCUUUAAAAAUUCGAUAUUAUUCUUUUGUAUGAUAUUAUAAGCGUAUGUUUGGUUUUUAUCUUGUACCACAUUACUACGAAAUAAAUGACCAAGGAUGAAUAUUAGUACAAUCGCAUUAACAAAAACGUAGCCUAUUUGCGAAACGUUUGCUGGACCUUUUUAUUUCAUAUAACUUUGAAAUCCAAUUAUCCGGCAAUAUACGUAAUCAGUGAACGAUUUAAUAUGACCACAUUUCAUUUAAUGUCUGAAUUACACAAAGUAAAAAGUGAACGUUGUAAUUCCGAUACGAAGGUUUAUUGAAAAAGCAUCGAACAGUAUAUUUUUUUAAUCCACUAAGUACUUAUCGAAAUAAUAAAACUAAAAUACACAAUUUUAUUACAUUCGCAUAUAUAUAAACAGAAUCACAGUCAAUAUCAAUUACAUCACUUAUGUUGACGUCAAGGUCAACGCACUACUUUAUAGCGAAGAUGCACUAGAUCUUUCCAUCUUAACUUACUAUACUUUAGUCUAGUACGCCAGGUAACUUUAACUCUAGGAACUAAAA
Molecule: messenger RNA, 3756 nt
Organism: Dreissena polymorpha
Lineage: Eukaryota; Metazoa; Mollusca; Bivalvia; Myida; Dreissenidae
Product: protein Wnt-10b-like
Exons: 5
Coding region: 1083-2489 (468 amino acids)
Biological process (GO): multicellular organism development; canonical Wnt signaling pathway; cell fate commitment
Cellular component (GO): extracellular region
Molecular function (GO): frizzled binding; cytokine activity
Source: RefSeq, a predicted model, not a curated record